CUUUCCAGGGGAACUGACCAACCUGUGCCUGGGGAAGGGAUGGGACUGGUUGCUAUGGGCAUGGGAGCCUCACCUUUGGGCCUGAUCUUCUGGAAAUUGGAGCCUACACUAGAAGCCUGCCCAGUAGACUCACAGGCGGCAGUGAUGUUUCUGCAAGAACUGUCUUCUUUGUUCUCAGCCAUGGCUUAGAAAGAGAGAUAUCGGGGUUCCCAUGGCCAGGACCGAGGUGGAGGUGACCGCGCAUGGACUUUCAGAGGAGGCUGGGCCUUUUGCUCACAGCCCUCAGCACGGGGCUACUGCUGCUUUUCAGCUGGGUGACGCUUGCUCAGCCCAUCUCUCUUUCAGCACUGGCCCACCACCCCCACUUGUGCCAGACUAGCUGGGAUGCUGAUGGCCGCCACUACCCCGGUUUUUUCUGUCCUCGGCUGUCGGAUACCCCGGAGGAAGCUUACUGCUGUCACCUGCAGGCUGCAGGGGGCUCCUGCUGCACCCGGGCUGAAUUCGAGGCCUUGUACCAGGUCAACCUGUCCGCCCUUCCGCCCCCACCCCUCCUCAGGGGCCGGGGUCCGCUCCUAGCGCUGGGCCUCUAUACCCUGCUGCUCGUGGCCCUGAUGACCGCCGACCUCGUGCACUUCUGCCGCAGUCGGGGAGGGGGUCGGCGCCCAGGCAGCCUCGGGCCUCCCUCUGGGUCCUCUGCCGCGCGCCCCCUGCGGAUCUCGGCUGGAACACACUAAGCGCGCCCACGGCUAC
Molecule: messenger RNA, 750 nt
Organism: Prionailurus viverrinus (fishing cat)
Lineage: Eukaryota; Metazoa; Chordata; Mammalia; Carnivora; Felidae
Product: protein shisa-like-1
Exons: 5
Coding region: 243-734 (163 amino acids)
Source: RefSeq, a predicted model, not a curated record